CCUAUCACUUCUAUCCCAGCUCAAGCUCUUAAACCAUUCCCUUUAUCCCCGCCAUCACCAUGGACAAAACCUUCCUAAAACUCCCCUCCACUUUCUUCCUUCUCUUUGUUAUUCUCUCCUCCACCACUACUGCCACCACCGCAAAACCUCACCGCUUCUCCAAACAACUACCACCGGCAACACUAGGCCUCAAGCGAGAGAAACUGAGCCACCUACACUUUUACUUCCACGACAUCCUUAGUGGCCGAAACCCCACUGCCGUCAAAGUGGCCAGCGCCCCCUUGACAAACAGAUCCGCCACUGUCUUUGGUCAAGUCAUGAUGAUGGACGACCCUCUAACCGUGGGCCCUGAGCUCACCUCCAAACUCGUGGGAAGAGCACAGGGAAUCUACGCCUCCGCAUCACAGACUGAAGUGGGGUUUUUAAUGGUGCUCAAUUUUGCGUUCAUGGAAGGCAAGUAUAAUGGGAGCAAUCUUAGCGUCUUGGGACGGAAUGCGGCGUUCUCCGCCAUGAGAGAGAUGCCGAUUGUUGGCGGAAGUGGGGUUUUCCGGUUUGCACGUGGGUAUGCUCAGGCUAGGACUCACAUGCUUGACUUCAAAACUGGGGAUGCCGUUGUGGAGUAUAAUGUAUAUGUGUUCCAUUAUUGAGUGAAAAAAAAAUUAAUAGGUGGCCCAAGAAAGUACCAUAGGGCAAUGUUCCUGCCACUGUUUGUCAUCGUCAUAUUAAAUAUAUUUUCUUUUGUCUG
Molecule: messenger RNA, 745 nt
Organism: Rubroshorea leprosula
Lineage: Eukaryota; Viridiplantae; Streptophyta; Magnoliopsida; Malvales; Dipterocarpaceae
Source: the annotation of a GenBank genome assembly